CAAACAAGGUGUUCCUACUGGCAGUUCUGUGGGAUGAAUGAACUCUGAUUCGGCAUGACGACCGGUUAGCUUCCUCCGGCGUCCCCUUCCACGUGACUUCCACAAAUCUUCACCUACUCCCCAAUCUCUCACCCUCACUCUCUCUGCGUGCGAUCCCCUGCUCCCGCACCGCCCAUUGCUUUUGCUUCCCAGCCCGCCACCCCCCGCCAGGCACGAGAAGCAGUUCUUGUCAAAGGGAGAAGGAGAGGUUCAGGUGGCUGGGAAAUCAAUUUCUUUCGGACGUCGGUCGAGUGGAUUCUGUACGUACUUCAGGUGGCAGCACAUACUAAGAAACUUUCCUGGCUCCGCCACUGCAUCCAGCUGCUUAUCCUUGCAAUGACGUUCAGAGUUAUUGUAAGCGUCAUACACCAGGAAGGCAAAAUCCUCAACCCCAUCGUUAUUCAAUUCGUCGUCGCACUCACUACCACGAUCAUGGUGAUCCGAUUUGUGCUGGAUGCGUUGCGGCAUCGGACAACAGGCAAUGCCAUGAGAAUGACCCUGAUCGUUAUGGACGCAGUAACCCAAGCAAUGAUCUUGUACAGCCUUGGGAUCAUGCAACGCCCCUCCAAUAAGGACUACUACUACAAGGUGUGGGCUGUGCUAUUGGUCACCCUCCGUUACAGCGUGAAGAUAGGCCGCCCGUCCGGCAUCGCCCUGAAGCAAACCCCAUUGGUAGACCUGAUGUCCUCCUUCUGGGCUGCCAACAUCCUUCGCUCUAAGGCGCCAAAGAUUCUCAAGGUAACUGGUUGGCUGCUUUGGUCAGUCAACUCUUUACGCAUCAUCCAUGGUUUUGUCUCCUCGGAGUUCGCCAACGAUAGCCACAGAGAGAAUUUGAGGUUAUUGACGGAGUACAUGCGUCAUGAGCACAAAGCCAGUGCUGGGGGUGAUGGUGAGAGUCUUGACCCUAGCACAAUGAAGGGAUACCGAUACUUGGUGCGUGGGGAAGCCAAGAAACGGAAGAUGAAGAAUCAAGAAACUGGCGGAGAAACUGGGAAUAUCAGGAGCCUCUUGCUGGCGUUGAGAGAUGGGGACAAGGAUAUCCUAACGCUUGAGAAGAUCUGGGAGGAGGACGACCUUGAGGAGGUGCUCAAGGAUCUCUGCCUCUCCUUUGCACUCUACAAGCUCCUUCGCAGGCGCUUCUUCAACUUCGGCAUCCAUGAGGCCAAGCUGAAAAGGACGAGACAGCUGGUACUCGAGGGGAUCCUUGGUCAGUCCUGCAACUCGGAGAGGGCAUUCCGUGUCAGCGAGGCUGAGGUGUCUUUCCUCAAUGACUUCUUCAACAGCAGGCAUGCCAUAGUAUUUGCAAAAGGUUUUCCAUUCAUCCGGCUCCUGCUAUCCACCAUUCUGAUAGGGGGGAUUGGAGGCAUGGCGGUUGCUAUCUAUAGCUUUUCCAAGGUUGGUACAAGAGACGAGCUCGGCAAUGUUCAUGGUGGAGUAACUUUUACAUGGUUUCUCCUGUGUUUCCUUUUUGUAAAAGAGACAUGGGAGAUCACAACUUACGUGUUCUCAGACUGGACCAAGAUAAUUUUGUUGUGCCAAUACGUGCAGAAGCCAUGGUGGCUGCGAAGCUCGGUGACAAAGGCUCUUGUGCGGAAGCUCUGUAUGCUGUCUGUGUUGCCAAGAUGGCACGGAAAGGUCGGCCAGAGCAACCUUCUCUUCCCCUCCCGUUUUGUCUUCCCCACCAUGCUUGUCUUUCCACAAAGAAGGUCCAGGUACUUUGUACAUCUGUCCCCGGAAGUGAAGUGUACUGUGAUCAACUGUCUCAGAGACUGCUUGGGUGAAUCCACACGAUUAGACCACUACCUUAAGCGGGCAUUCAAAAAAGUCAAGGCAUCUGGUGGUUUUCACGCAGUCAUGGAAGCAGUAGAUGGCGUGAAGGAUUCUGUGCACAUUCUGCUGGUUUGGCAUAUUGCUACAUGCUACUGCGAGAUUGAUCUCGCUGAAAACAGAGAGGUCUCAGCCAGUAUGUAUUGGAGUGGGCAAGACUUUGGCCGGCGCAAACCUUCGGAAGGUGAUUCAGAUCUUCUGUGGUCUCAGUACAUGAUUGCUAGGACAUUGUCGCAGUACUGCGCGUAUGUGCUCACACUGGUUCCUCCUCUAGUGCCUGGGAACAGCCUAAUGGCCAGGUCGGUGCUGAUAAAGGUGCGUGAAGAAAAAAGUCGCCUUUUCAACGGAAAAUUUGACUCAUGCGCUCCUUGUUAUCAGUCCACCCAAAUGCUUGGACGGCUCAAGAAAUAUGCAUCAGAGGAGAUAGAAUUGUAUAAGAAAAAAGUGGACGGGGGGAAACAGGACGAGGAAAACCAGGAUGGGAAAAAAGAGGAAAAUCUAGACGACACCAUAUUGAAGAAGGGGGCAGAUCUUGGCAAGAAGCUGGCAGAAGCGUUCGGCGGUGACAAGCCGGAAGAUCUGUGGAGGUUCUUGUCAGAGUUCUGGGCAGGAUUUGUUAUCCACCUGGCUGCAUCUACAAGGGCUUCUCAGCACAAGAUAUUUCUGAGCUCUGGCGGGGAGCUCAUGACACAUCUCUGGGCGUUGCUAACCCAUGCCGGCAUCCUAGGGGAGGUCCAGCACGGCGACCAAGACAUUGAUACAGCGCUAACCCAAGGAGACGUUUACGAUCAGAAUAUGCAGUCCUAGGUGGGAAAAUCUGCACUGCCGCUUCAUGUGAAAAUGUACGUAGAUAAGUUGGGUUCGAAAUAUGCUUCAGCUGGUGUCUAAGAAGCUAUCCGAGGCGACAUGCUGGGCGCCUGGGUCAGAAGGAUUUGCAAUGGGUGACGAUCUUCGACUUGCUUGAGGGAUCAAAGCUGGAGGUUGCUUGUGUGUUUUGUAAGUUCAUCAAUUCGUAGUUAUUUGUUGCUAUUUCCUGCUGUUUGCUGUACGCCUAGUUUUGUUGACUACUCCUUAGAUGUAGUUUGCUGUCUUGGGUUAAAAAAGCAUCUGACGGUGUGGCCUGUGCACUGGAGAUGCAGGUUCGUGAAGAGUCCCAAACUCCUUUUUCUUGAAUGGAAAUGGGGGUUGUAUGUUACCUUUUUUCUUUCAAAAAGG
This is a messenger RNA of Triticum dicoccoides, 3081 nucleotides long. RefSeq lists its product as uncharacterized. The record is from RefSeq and is a predicted model, not a curated record. The transcript is spliced from 3 exons. The coding region runs from base 376 to 2673 and encodes 765 amino acids. Lineage: Eukaryota; Viridiplantae; Streptophyta; Magnoliopsida; Poales; Poaceae.